Hirsutella rhossiliensis is the source of this 1476-nucleotide messenger RNA. Its product is annotated as ATP-dependent DNA helicase PIF1. The transcript has 7 exons. Lineage: Eukaryota; Fungi; Ascomycota; Sordariomycetes; Hypocreales; Ophiocordycipitaceae. The record is from RefSeq and is a predicted model, not a curated record. The coding region runs from base 1 to 1476 and encodes 491 amino acids.
AUGGUCUGCCUCGACGGGUAUUUGAGCAAGGAUUUCGACGAAGACGACGAAGGAUCAUGCUACCGAAGAGCGGCUGUGCAGCAUCUUGCGCUGUUCUUGCUGCGACGGUCGGCCGAAGAUGCAAAGCGGGACGCCAAGCAGUGGGCAGCCUCAUCCGGUGACGGUGACUCCACGGCAGUCUAUCUAGACGAGGAUGGCACCGCGGAGGCGGGUGUCGAGCCCGGAUCGAAGCUCGAUCGGGGCGAACCAAAUCACGGCCGGCUCGCCAGAGCUCAUAGGAUGAUGCAGGAGCUCAGCCGCUUCCAGCAACUGGCGUUUUCGUCGUCUUCCGAGUUCCAGGCCGCAAUACUAUCCGAACGGGGCCCGAGACGAAUCAACAUCCCGGGGCGGGCAUCCUCCGGAGCCACCAUACCGCCGCAGAGUCAGGUUAGGGCCAUAAAGUCGCAGCAAACCUGUGCGUCCAGGGAGAGGGAGAAGAUGAUCCGGGGAAUACAAAGCGUGCCCCCGGCAGAGGUGACUGAUCGUCGGGCGGCGGUGCGCAGCGUGCUCACGGGUUUCGGGGAUGACGAUAUCCUGAUGACGGCGGCGGACCUCGAGGAAACGGUAGAGGCCAGCGCGGGAAUGGAGAUCCGGCUCGGCGCCUCAACCUCCUUUAUCGAGGCGGGUAAGGCCCUGGUAGCGAGGUUCACGCUGAACAAGAAGCAGGAGAAAGGCAACGGGUGUCAGCUAUGCCAAUUCGUCGGCGGAGAGGGCGGAACGGGCAAGUCGCGAGUCAUCGAGGCGCUCGUCGAACUCUUCGCGUCCAAGGAUCAAUCGAAUCGCGAUCUCGACGGGUUGCGAAUGCCGAACCAGGCGGAGCGGUUCGUCCACGGGCAAUCCCGGAUGGACUGGCAGGAGAAGGACGUGCUUGUCGUCGACGAGGUUAGCAUGCUCGUUCCGCCCGGUCCAAGAGCGGUCGAUCCUCCUCCCAGCACGGCCGUCUCGUGGGACAUGGACAACUCUUUCAAGGCCGAGCAACGGCACCAGCACGACAAGGCGCACGCGCUGUGGAAGAGGUUCACGACCGUCGUCAUGCUCGACGAGCAAGUGCGCGCCGCUGGCGACCCAGAGCUGCAGAGGCUGUUAAAGCGAAUCCGACUGGGCGCGCAGGACCGCACGGAUCUGGACCUCCUCAACUCAAGAUGCUACCAGGAAGGUAGGCGGAUCCCGUGGGCAUCAGGCAUCACUGUGGUGACGCCGCUGAAUAGGAACCGGUGGAACCUCAACAUGGAGGCCAGCUUGGCGUUCCAGAUCCAGCACCGGUCGACGCUGCGCAUCUUCAUAUCCGGCCAUAAAUGGAAGGAGGGCUUGCCGACGGAGGAGGAGGCCAUCAUGAUGCUGAACCAGGGCGACGAUAGCGCAAUACCGGUGCCGGCCGUCUUCAUGUUCGUGCCGGGGAUGCCGGUCGUCGUGAACCACAACACCCAUCAGGGCUAA